This is a messenger RNA of Aspergillus melleus, 1041 nucleotides long. RefSeq lists its product as uncharacterized. The transcript is spliced from 2 exons. The coding region runs from base 1 to 1041 and encodes 346 amino acids. NCBI's taxonomy places the organism in Eukaryota, Fungi, Ascomycota, Eurotiomycetes, Eurotiales, Aspergillaceae. The record is from RefSeq and is a predicted model, not a curated record.
AUGCUCUCUAUCUACAACCCGCUCGUUGAGCAACAUGAUCGACAAUAUCGCCAAAUGAUCUAUAUCCAUGAACCUCUACUAAUUACCACUCUCUCACCUGAGAGAAACGCCAGAGACCAGCUCAUCGAAGAAUCCAUCCUCAAAUCUCUCGGUGAUUUCCCACCCACAACAACCACCACCACGACCGACUCCACCAUCACCGUCAAAACGCCCCGUCUCCUGGCCUUCGACCGCCCCUCCUACACCCAGGUCAUGGAGGACCUGCCCAAGGCCGUCGACCUCAAGACCCUCCUCACCAACCCGCAGAUCUCUUCCCGCAUCGACCGCCCCUGGGCGACCUCCCUCGGCGCGGCGCUGGGCCAGUGGCUCGGUUCGUUCCACGCGUGGAUAGCGGAGUCGGCACAGACGGAGCUCGUUCGGACAAUGGAGGGGAACGAGCUGAUGCGCGAUCUCAAGUUUAGUAUUAACUACGAGAAUUUGGUCGGGCUAGUGGAUAAAUAUCCGGAUCUAUUGGGGGGUAGUCGGAGCGUGUUCGAAGAGGUUCGCGAUCUGGCGCGCAGUGAAUUGGGGAGGAAGGAUGGGGAGGGGGCCGCGUUUGGGGUCAUUCAUGGAGACUUUUGGUCGGGGAACGUACUUAUCCCUAAAAACAUCCUCGACCAACAGGAACAAAACCCCAACACCAACAUACCUUUAUUCGUAAUCGACUGGGAGCUCGCCCAAUGCGGUGCCCGCGCGCUCGACCUCGGCCAAAUGAUCGCCGAGCUCUACUUCGUCAAGCACUUCCGGGACGUGGACGCGGGGCCGUGGAUUAUCGAGGGGUUUGCACGCUCGUACCCCCAUCUCACGGAAGCGAUGGCCUACCGGGCGGCGAUUCACGUCGGGGUCCAUUUCAUCUGCUGGGGCACGAUGCUCACGGAUUGGGGCUCCGAGGAGCAGGUGCGCGAGGUGGUGGCGUUGGGCCGCGAUCUGAUCGUUAAGGGGUGGCGGAGGGAGAGGGAGUGGUUUGAGGGUGGGUUCUGGGGGUGUUUGUUGGGGGAGUAG